Messenger RNA from Colletotrichum scovillei, 2335 nucleotides. RefSeq lists its product as uncharacterized. The transcript is spliced from 3 exons. Gene Ontology annotation, cellular component: lipid droplet. NCBI's taxonomy places the organism in Eukaryota, Fungi, Ascomycota, Sordariomycetes, Glomerellales, Glomerellaceae. Bases 214 to 2067 code for a protein of 617 amino acids. The record is from RefSeq and is a predicted model, not a curated record.
GAGGAGUUCGCAACCUUGAUCGCACGACAUUCGUCAAGCAUAUCGCACGUAACCGCGGAACUAUCUUCGAUAUUGCCGCCUGUCGCCUGUCGUCUGCCGAAAUACUAUAUACGACAAACUUUCCCGCCAGUGCCGAAACGACCAGCGCCUCGGUCACUGGCGCAUCUCCUUGCUGCCAUAGAGAGUGACCUUGGGCCUGCUGCCAUUCCGACAAUGCCCUCUCGCCGAGAACCACCCCCCCUCUCAGUUCGCUUGCCGGCGGGCAAUGCGCAACCCGAGCUUCCUCCCAUAUCCGCCCUUUUCCUCAUCGACUUUGACGUGAAAGCUGGCUAUACCAUUGUUUGGAAACAAUCCGCUCCCGGAAUCGAACUCGAGGGCCUCGUCGAGUAUAAGAGCUUGCCAUCCGGUCUGCACACUGUCCCCGACGACUUGAUAUACUUCGUGCACGAGGGAGAACAUGCGGGUCUCAGCGCUUUCAUCAACACUCCAUGCGAUGAGGAGGAGGCGCGACAUGCGCGCAUGAUUGCUGUCGGCGUCUUGGUGCCCCUCAGUUACGGCCGCCUGGGCCGCGCCUGGAGGCAUGCCGAAGGAUUAAAGGACAUUGCAUCAAAAUUGGCCCAAGACCGCAAAAACACUAGUCUUCUUGAUGACUACUGGGAGAACAACAAGGCCAAAGAAGGAGCGGAACAAGAACGACCACCGAUGGAGUCUCCUUCUAUCAGCUUCAGCUCUCAAGCCGCUCAACCGAAAAAGUCGAAUCAUAACCGCAAUCGCUCUGCAUCAGAUGGAGCUUCCCUGCUGCCAACCGGGCAUCGACUUUCACCAUACCACCCAGCAUGGAGCCUGACGACGUUGCUGGACACAUUCGGGCCACUCAUAUUCCCUAUCCACAGAGCAGCUCUGCUGAGGAGGCGCAUAUUAAUAUCGUGCCAUGCGCCGGUACGAGAGAUUUGCAACUUUGUGUACAAUAUUUCUGUUCUUUCAAAUAUUCCCCAGACGGUGGCCGAGUUAUUGGCCCCGACAUCGUCCUCUCAACGUCUGAGACCGCUCUUCACAAUUGGAGUCCACGAUAUCCCCUUCUUGAUGGAAGACUUUGAGGCUUCAAAGCGCCGGAAAGUCGAUAGCAAUGACGACCUGGCGGACGAGGCUGGCUCUGGUUGGGUUGCUUGCACGACUGACAGUAUUCUGGCCAUGAAGGACACCCUAUGGGACAUGCUCAUCACCAUGCCGCCACCGUAUGCUCCCAAUGCCAAGGAAAAGGCCUGGCCAACUGUGGAAUGCCCCCGUGGUACGCCUGUCAAGGCAACACAGCGCGACCUGAGGCGGUUCCGUGCCUUGAAGGCUGGCUUGGCUAGGCUGUCGCCAACGACGCCGAAGCCGAUGACGGCUGAGAGCCCCCGAUCGGAAACUUCAACGAGUUUCAAGCUGACCACUGGCGCCUUCCCGGCUCCGAGUGUCGAAGGCGACGAAGCUCUGGACAAGAUUGUUGAGCCAUCAAGCUGGACGGCUUUGGCCUACAGUGGCUUUAUGUGGUGGGCGAGCGCCGGCGAACAAGCACGGAGCGAGGAACAAGAGGAGGCGGCCCACGAUGCAGCGCUGCUGGCGGACCUGGGUCUAACGCCCCACACUCCGAGCAUGUCAAAACCCAAUACGAGACCCCGGUCAUCGGCAUCUGGUGGCAUGGCUGACUCGACUGGGUCCCUUGUUUCCCGGCCGGCCGCUGGGUCCGAGAUUGAUGAAGCAACGACGGAGCUCGCCGUGAUUGCGUACUUUCAUCGUUUGACAGCGCAAAUGCUGACGGUCAUGGCUGAUGUGGUGGAGAGUUCGGAUGAUCGCUACGAAGACGAGGACGAUGAAGACGACGCCGAUGAUGUUCCUCUGAGGACCAACGGCGAGUCGGAUCGAAGCUCGGUACGAGUUGGCAGCGAUGCGCUCGAGAGCAUGGGACUCGACGUGUGGAACGCGCACGAUGCGGAGUUCGUCAAGGAGCUCAUGAGCAAGUACUAUGACCGAAGGCCCUAUAUUGAGGGUAAAGGUGUCGAGGUUUGUGGCGUCCGGGUUUGCUAAGGUUCAGGUUCAGGGUGCUUGCGAGAGCCUCGAUCUCGUUGCUUUCUCUCCACUUGUAAACACCAUCUCGUCCCUGCCUCUACGGAGGGACGACUUCUUUCAGAUAUGGCACUCUGGAUGGGCGUAAUAACAGUGCUGUGUCUCUUUCCGUCUCAAAAUUUGUCAAGGGCGUUUGGUCAUCACUUUUUCCUACUGGGCGAGCGUGUGGAAACGUCUCUUGUAUAUGUCAUGGACCUUCUAGAAGGCCAACAGAAUAGUUUCAUCCGAU